Molecule: messenger RNA, 1828 nt
Organism: Boeremia exigua
Lineage: Eukaryota; Fungi; Ascomycota; Dothideomycetes; Pleosporales; Didymellaceae
Product: cation efflux family protein family
Exons: 2
Coding region: 140-1591 (483 amino acids)
Biological process (GO): transmembrane transport; monoatomic cation transport
Cellular component (GO): membrane
Molecular function (GO): monoatomic cation transmembrane transporter activity
Source: RefSeq, a predicted model, not a curated record
GUCUGCAUGUGGAAGGCACCCUCAAUUUCCCCUCAGCCUCCCGUCUGGGGUCUAUCUAGUUCUCUUAUCUGCGAGUCCUGGACGCAUGUGUCGUCGCUGAAGCCACCGCCCUCCAGCCGUCGCACAUUGAGCCGCUGCCAUGGCCUCGAACACAGUGCCGCUCCCGCCGCGGACGCCGACGCCGCCUCCUGACGAGCACACGCCGCAGCUGCCCGUUGGACUUGGGUUUGAAGGCGAGCUGUCCGCCAGACGGCUAGGAUUCGACCCGAAUGCUCUCUCUCCAAUGUCAGCGACCUUUCCCUCCAAGCAGUAUGCGACUCUGGGGCCUAGCGACUCUGUCUCGCAGCGCGCGACGCCCACGACUCUGUACACACCAGCGAGUGCGACCUUCCCAUAUACUCCCGCCAGCGCCAUGAGCGGCACCGAUGUGGAUGCGCCUUCAAUGAGUGGGACAGAGAAUGCACGCAACCCAUUCAACUUCCAGUCGGUCACCUACCAGCCAGGCCAACCGAAGCAGAAUGAUAUCGGCAGAAGACGAGGACACAAGUACAAGCAUAGCAGCGUGUCCCACCAGAUCUUCCUUGAGCCGGCACCUCGCGCUCCUCUCCAACUCCCCGCGUCCUUACCGAUCCCGACUUUCAAAGAGUAUCGAACAUCCAUGUCAAAGGACCAAAAGCUGCGACUGGCUUGGUGUUUUGGUCAUCUGCUUGUGGCAGGGCUCGUACAGUGGGGCUCUCACGAGUCUCUGGCGCUGACGGUGCUGUCUCGCCUCAUCUUUUAUGAUGCCCUCGGCGCAUUCUUGUGCGUUGCGGUCGACGUUGGGUCAAACUUCGAGGUCUGGAAGCGCUCCAGCAUCCGCCAUCCUUUCGGAUUCGAGCGCCUCGAAGUCAUCGCGGGAUUGGGCAUGUCUGUUGGGCUUUUGUUCAUGGGCUUAGACCUCAUAUCGCAUGGUCUAACGCAUGCUUUGGAGAAUUCCGGCGGACAUACUGCGCACCACGCCGAUGCACACGAGAGAGUCUCACCGGGCAGCAUCGAUCUCGCAGCUCUGAGUGGCAUUGUUUCAACGCUUAUCUCUGCUAUCUUGCUGAAGAAUCACGCUCGCAUUGGCAAAGUCAUGAGACUGGGCGCGAUCGCGAACCUCCCCUCGGUCUUAAGCAACCCUUCGCAUUUCCUAACUUUGUCUUGCUCGGCCCUACUACUGCUUCUUCCCCUACUGAGCAUUCAAAUGUAUGUCUGGCUAGACCGCUCCUUGUCUUUUUCUGUCGCGAUCUGCAUGGUCGCUUUGGGGUGGAUCCAAGGAUGGACACUGGGCAAGAUGCUGCUGAUGUCGUACUCGGGUCCAGGAGUGUCCGAUGUCAUGUACGACAUUGAAACGGACCCAGCUGUAAGUGCGGUUGAAGAAGCAAAGUUCUGGCAGGUACACUACGGACUAUGCCAGGCGAAUCUGAAGGUACGGGUACGUAAGCUAGAUGAGAUAGGACGUCUGCGCGACCGGAUUGGCAGCAUGGUACGGAACCGUUUGGGUGGCAGCUAUGGUGGCGGAGGACAGAAGUGGGAGGUCUCCACUCAGGUUACGCUCGAGAAGGACUGAAGAGUGAGAAGUGCCGUGUUCAGGCACUCUCAGAUCUCAGGAACUAUGCAAUAAACAUUUCGCAUCGUUGUGGCGACUCGACUCGACUCAGCAGCUUGCAUUUCAGCUUGCAGCCCAAAUGGGGCAGUGCGACGGAGUCUGACGCAUGCUGGACACACACUGCGUCCAGUUUGCCGCUUGUUCCACGAUUGGUGGCACUUCUUGCGGACACGCCCAAAAACGCAUCUUCUGCUGCUU